CCAACAGCAGCACAUACCCGCUUCUCUCUCUGAUCGCCUGUAAGUUCCCAGAUCUGACAUCAUGGUGCAUUUUACAGCUGAGGAGAAGGCUGCCAUCACUAACCUGUGGGGCAAAGUGAAUGUGGAAGAGGCUGGAGGCGAGGCCCUGGGCAGGCUCCUGGUUGUUUACCCCUGGACCCAGAGAUUCUUUGACAACUUUGGCAACCUGUCCUCUACUUCUGCCAUAAUGGGUAACCCCAAGGUCAAGGCACAUGGCAAGAAGGUGCUGACCUCCUUUGGUGAUGCUAUUAAGAACAUGGACAACCUCAAGGGCGCCUUCGCUAAGCUUAGUGAGCUGCACUGUGACAAGCUGCACGUGGAUCCCGAGAACUUCAGGCUCCUGGGCAACGUACUGGUGAUCAUUCUGGCUUCUCAUUUUGGCAAGGAAUUCACCCCUGAUAUGCAGGCCAUGUGGCAGAAGCUGGUGGCUGGUGUUGCCACUGCUCUGGCCCACAAGUACCACUGAGUCUUCCUUCCAGUUCAACAGUGCUCUUUUGUGUCCCCAGGGCCCUCCUUCUGCAUAUGGGGACUUGCGUUUGGCCUUGAGAGCACAGCUUCUGUUUAAUAAAGUUCAUUCUAUUCAGUCAUCAUAAA
Messenger RNA from Felis catus (domestic cat), 633 nucleotides. RefSeq names its product hemoglobin subunit epsilon. Bases 62 to 505 code for a protein of 147 amino acids. The record is from RefSeq and is a predicted model, not a curated record. Gene Ontology annotation, biological process: hydrogen peroxide catabolic process; oxygen transport. Gene Ontology annotation, cellular component: hemoglobin complex; haptoglobin-hemoglobin complex; blood microparticle. NCBI's taxonomy places the organism in Eukaryota, Metazoa, Chordata, Mammalia, Carnivora, Felidae. Gene Ontology annotation, molecular function: oxygen carrier activity; hemoglobin alpha binding; haptoglobin binding. The transcript is spliced from 3 exons.